AAAAAGCUAGGAUUAUUGAGAGGAUGCACAGAGUCACGUGCUGUCCCCACAGCUCAGAACCACCAGGUUUCAGAGCGCUGUCUACACCAAAGUGGAGGAUGAAUUCGGCUCUGAUUGCAUUUACCGUUCUUAGUUUCGCUUCAGCAAAGGAGUCAAGGCUGGACGAUGUGAUUUCCGGCCUGGGGAAAGCAAUUCUUUUCUUCGAGAAUGAGUAUGAGCACUUCACUUUGGACGGAGUGUUGGGAUUUCGGAUGUUACAAGCUGAGCUUGAAGACGCACUAAAGCGAUGGUCACUGUCGGGACAUGAAGCUGCCUCACAGUUCAAAAAGGUUGGCGAUCUAGUAAGAAGACUGGACUUCAUAGCAGCCAAAGCUAUUGAAACAGUUAAAGUGACCGACCCUGCGUAUUUUAAUGCUUUUCAACCAACACUGCACAUUGACUUUUGGACUCUUGAUCCUCAGUGGAUUAAAACAGAUGCCAAACUAGUUUAUCCUGAAGUAAGGGUUACAGAGUGUUUUGGAGAGAAUAUCAGUGACCGCUGCAUGACUCAGCUCCUGGGUACUUGGAAGAACUAUGGCGUCUCUUGCCUGGAAUCCGACUUAUGUAAGAGAAUGAUGACGACUUUAAACUGUCAAGGUUACUCUCUCUCACACCAGCUGCUGUACUUCAUUAUUGUGGAGCACAAAAAAUGCUCAAAUAUUGUACACGCUCAACACAUGGAUUCUCGGGCAUCCCUCUUUGUUCAGGGCUAUAAGAAGAUUUUCUGCUCCAAUAUGCUGCAAAUGAAUCUGCUGAUUGAAAAGAAUGGUUAUCCAUUGUCUGAACAAGACUUAUUUCUGGAAUACGUGAUGCUUUGUGGGCAGGCUGGAUUUUCAGAGUUUUUCAAGGCCGAAUGGCUUGACCACAUCCUGGCGUGGCAACUGCCAGCUGGUUGCUUUGGGAAAUCUGGGCAAAAAUACACGUUGCCAAAACACAAGCGAGUGAAGAGAAGAUCAACCAAUUUGAAAGGUGGUUGUUCAGAUCACAUGACCGCUGUUGCUGUUGGAGCCCUGGGCGGGUACCUACGUUUCUACGCAACAAGCAGAAUUUUGCAGGAACCCCAGCAACUUAGCAACAAGACUUUAUUGCAUUUAUAGUACAUUAUAACUAGUUCUGCUUUUCAACCUCAGAAUGAGUAUAGUUAUUCGUACGAAUAUGUUUAUCAUCAUCUACCUAGAUACACGACAUAUUGAGAAAGGAGCUGGCACGUUAGAAUUCUAGAAAGAUAUUAAUUCUAUUUAUAAAUAGUCAUUUGGUCGUCCAAGAUUUGGUGAAAAAAGACUUCUUGCAAAGGUUGUCAUUUUGCACUCAUCAAGCUAACUUGCAAGAAUGACCAUUAUCUAUUUGUUUGAGAAAUUAACCCCUGCUCAUGAAUGGGGAACGUCUGAUCUUAUCUAAAGUGAUGAAUAGUAAAACAGCAACAAGGCAUGAUGUGGACUGGCAUUCAAUUUGGGUUUAAUGAUGAGUUAAUGAGUUAAAUAUAAUGAUUAUUUAUGGUAAAAAUGUUAUACACAGUUGUAGGAAAAGCUCCACCCUCCAAAUUGUUCUAACCUAUGUAUAAUCCAAGACUAAGGGACUCUUCCCUUUAAUGCCACAACAGAUUUCCCUCUGGUGGGGGAUUUCAAGAUGAGGACGUAUAUUAUUAAGGAGAGAGAGUGGUUUGGGUGUGGAAUGACCUUCCAGAGGAAGUGGUGGAUGGGCGGACAGCUACAAUGUUUUAAAAGACAUUUGGAUAAGUUCAUGAUUGAGAAAGGUUUGGAGGGAUAUGGGCCAAGAGCAGGCAGCUGGGAUUAGUUUAAUUUGGGAGUACAAUUGGCAUGGGACUGUUUCCAUGCUGUCUGACCACUGUUCCACUUACAAAACAUUGCUGUUAACGUGACACCUUUGCUUGCAGAACAACCGUUCUGUGUUUUUCCUGUCUCCUACCUAGCUGAUUCUCCAGAAGUUUUAUAAAGUAUACCUCUCGUCAAAGAGGACCUUAGCUCGACCCAGUGCACUCCCGACUGAAAUCCAACAAUUCCUUCUGGUCAAUAUCAUUCGUCCUCGUGCACUCCUUGCUUCUGUUCAUCCUGACUGCAGUAGAACCAUGUAACUCUGCACUACAUUAAAUGAUGCACCAUAAACUGCUGUACUUUUUUUUUAAA
This is a messenger RNA of Hemiscyllium ocellatum (epaulette shark), 2183 nucleotides long. RefSeq names its product chromosome 20 C16orf89 homolog (gene c20h16orf89). Lineage: Eukaryota; Metazoa; Chordata; Chondrichthyes; Orectolobiformes; Hemiscylliidae. The transcript has 8 exons. Gene Ontology annotation, cellular component: cytosol; membrane. The record is from RefSeq and is a predicted model, not a curated record. The coding region runs from base 24 to 1136 and encodes 370 amino acids.